AUGCUCAAGGAAGUGGACGGCCGGCAUAUUAGCCCUCAAGAUUACUUUCCACGAGAGCCACAGUUUUGGUUAUAUUAUGGGACUGGGCCUGGAGCGAUAGUCCAAGGAUGGCCCUCACAAGGCGGAAUCUAUAUGCUUGAGGUAUCUAGCAGAGUGGAGAUAGAUUUCCUAGAAUUAGACCCAUUCAACAACACUCUGCGCCCAACCAAUUCUGAUCCUGAAUGGCGACAGAAAGAGAAUAAGCACUGUGAUCUUAUGCGACGUCUUGGCCCGACAUGGUGGGAAAAUGAAGACCUAUUGGAUCAGAGUCAAAUCUCAGUUACACCUGAUGAAAGGGUCAAUGAUUAUAUUCAGGUUGGCUGGACAUCUGACGGUGGGGUGUGGGUUUGGAAGACAACGAGAAAGGAUACGAGCGAGGGUGGUGGAGCACAGCUGCAAAAUGCUCGUACCAUGCAGGAACGUUGCAUGAUGAUUGAAAAGCUAGGAGGAACAUUUUACGCCGACCCAAAGGAUUGCCCCUUUCUUGAUCUUCAAUGA
Talaromyces stipitatus ATCC 10500 is the source of this 537-nucleotide messenger RNA. RefSeq lists its product as uncharacterized. The transcript is spliced from 2 exons. Bases 1 to 537 code for a protein of 178 amino acids. The record is from RefSeq and is a predicted model, not a curated record. Lineage: Eukaryota; Fungi; Ascomycota; Eurotiomycetes; Eurotiales; Trichocomaceae.